Phymastichus coffea is the source of this 865-nucleotide messenger RNA. RefSeq names its product ADP-ribosylation factor-like protein 3. The transcript is spliced from 5 exons. The coding region runs from base 226 to 768 and encodes 180 amino acids. Gene Ontology annotation, cellular component: microtubule cytoskeleton; cytoplasm. The record is from RefSeq and is a predicted model, not a curated record. Gene Ontology annotation, molecular function: GTPase activity; GTP binding. Gene Ontology annotation, biological process: cilium assembly. NCBI's taxonomy places the organism in Eukaryota, Metazoa, Arthropoda, Insecta, Hymenoptera, Eulophidae.
AUGACAAUAUUGUACAUAAGUUGAGCGCGCACUAGUAGUAUUGUUUUAAAUAUUGUGUAUUUUAUUGUUUUGUUUUGAAUGACAGUGAUUAUGAAAUUUAUACAUACUUGCUACGACGAUUUCAAAAACAAUUCUACUUUAAUAACGUUUAUACAAUCAUAGACUCUGCAUAAUAUCACUUCAGCUUUAUAACUUGAAUUUAAAACUUGAACACGCAUUUACACUAUGGGACUGCUAUCGAUUUUACGCAAACUCCGAUCCAAUCCCGACAAAGAACUCCGUUUAUUGCUUCUAGGAUUGGACAACGCCGGAAAAACAACAAUUCUUCGUUCUCUAGCUAAUGAAGACAUAACUCAGGUAACGCCUACUCAAGGGUUCAAUAUCAAAAGUGUACACAGUGAAGGCUUUAAGCUGAACGUGUGGGACAUUGGAGGAGCAAGAAAAAUCCGUCCUUAUUGGCGUAAUUACUUUGAAAAUACUGAUGUUCUCAUAUAUGUAAUUGAUAGUGCAGAUACAAAUCGAUUGGAAGAGACUAGCCAAGAGUUAUCUGAACUUCUGACAGAGGAUAAACUGCGAGGUGUUCCAUUACUCAUUUAUGCCAAUAAACAAGACUUCUCUCGAUCCGUAAAUGCAUCUGACAUUGCUGAAUUGUUAGGACUACAUAAUGUUAAAGAUCGAGACUGGCAAAUACAAUCCUGUGUCGCUACUGACGGCAUAGGCAUUAAAGAAGGUUUAGAAUGGGCCUGCAAAAGUAUUAAAAAGAAAUAAUCGUCACUUGUAAAAUAGGAUAAAAAAAGAAGAUACACCAAUGUAAUGUAAUAGCAUAGAUGUUGAUUUUUUUUGUGUAUCACUUAUAUUUUAUUUG